Molecule: messenger RNA, 1377 nt
Organism: Symbiodinium sp. CCMP2456
Lineage: Eukaryota; Dinophyceae; Suessiales; Symbiodiniaceae
Source: the annotation of a GenBank genome assembly
AUGCUCUCCCGCUGCAUGCGGGGGGGAAAGACGACGGUCCUGUUGUACGUCUUCGACCGCUUGCAAGAACAGGGCAAGAAGCCUGUGUUCGUCAGCUUCAAUGGCGACGUGGCAAUCGACAAGGUGGCGAACGAAAAGCCGUUGGCCACUUUGCUGAGGGCUAUCGCUGUUGCUCUCAUGAACCAGAAAUCGCAGAGGAGGGAGAAUUUGUCUCGUCUGCGCUGCAGCGAGGAGGCGUUGAAGGCAUACCUGCAGGACAAGACCGACGUCGUGCUGAUCAUUGAUGAGCUUAACGUCUUGCUGCAGCCGAGUGCGACAGAUGACUACGCGGAGGUGGGCGCCUUCCUGCGCCGGGAAUUCCUAGACCGCGCAGGGAAGCACCUCAUAUUCUCCACCCACGUGCCCAGCAGUGCUGGCCUGGACCAGCUGCUGGGCAAGGGCGGGGGCAGCUCACGUGAGGCAGUGGCAGUGGCGAUGCCUAGGUCGACGCAGAUGCCUGCGCUCAGGAACAUGGACAACGAAUGCUCAGGACUGACAAUUUGCCAAGCCGUCUUCUACGGCUUCAUACCUUCCCUGAUCUACUCCGUCCAGACGCAGAAAACGUCCUUCAGCAUCCAAGGCAGAUUCCAAGCAAUAAGCGCUCCUACCCUUGACGCAGGCGUGACCAAGGAUUUUCUGACGGAAUUCUUCACAGGCCGGCGCUGCGGAGACAAACGGGCGAUACGAGCCUUCGAUGCCCUCACCGAAUGCCCAGGCAAAGGGGAGAUUCGCUGGAUCCUAGCGUACGUCGGUUGCAUGUUAUCUUACCUGGAGUUGGGGGAACUCUCUCAGUGGGUCGAGGAGAUUCCUGUGCUGGCCGGACAGGCCGAUAGUGGCAUGGACUGGCAGGCCAUCGUGCUCAUCGCGCUCGCUCUCCGAUGCGUCCAAGCCAAGCACGUCUCGGCCCACCAGCUCUUGGGCUUGCCAGCUGGGGCUCAGCCCAAGGAAGUGUACUUCUACAAGAUCCCGCCUGAGAACUGCCAACAACCGGAUGAUGUGCGGAGCUGGUGGAAGAAGCAGAAGAUCGAAGGCUACCCCUACGUCGCGGUGCUUUCGCCGAACUAUGCAAAGGCAGCCGUGUUUGAUGUCAUUUGGGUGUAUCAGCGUGACCCUCAGAGCAAGCAGGUGUUUAACGGAAUUCAAGAUAAGCUCGGGUCGACGACACCGAACCAGAACGUGCCUCACUGGUUUGAGAACGGCUUCCUGUUCAGAGGACGUGCCCCAGAAAAGGACACCACUCCCAGAAACAGGAUUGGCUGGACAUACAAGGGUGCAGAGGACAUUCUUGGGUUCUUGGGUGCGUCCUUGACAGCCGCCUAUCCCGCCAAUUGGCCCUGA